UUUUUUUUUGAGAAAGGGGAAUUUCGUCCCAAAUAAAAGGAAUGAAGUCUAGCUCCGGAGGAGGGUCCCCGACCUCGCUGUGGGGACUCCUGUUUUUCUCCGCCGCGCUCUCGCUCUGGCCCACGAGUGGAGAAAUCUGUGGGCCGGGCAUCGACAUCCGCAACGACUACCAGCAGCUGAGGCGCCUGGAGAACUGCACCGUGAUAGAGGGCUACCUCCACAUCCUGCUCAUUUCCAAGGCCGAGGACUACCGCAGCUACCGCUUCCCCAAGCUCACGGUCAUCACCGAGUACCUGCUGCUGUUCCGCGUGGCCGGCCUGGAGAGCCUGGGCGACCUCUUCCCCAACCUCACGGUCAUCCGCGGCUGGAAGCUCUUCUACAACUACGCCCUGGUCAUCUUCGAGAUGACCAACCUCAAGGACAUCGGGCUCUACAACCUGCGGAACAUCACCCGCGGGGCCAUCCGGAUCGAGAAGAACGCUGACCUCUGCUACCUCUCCACGGUGGACUGGUCCCUGAUCCUGGACGCCGUUUCCAACAACUACAUCGUGGGGAACAAGCCCCCCAAGGAGUGUGGGGACCUGUGCCCGGGCACGAUGGAGGAGAAGCCGCUGUGCGAGAAGACGACCAUCAACAACGAGUACAACUACCGCUGCUGGACCACAAACCGCUGCCAGAAAAUGUGCCCCAGCGCGUGCGGGAAGCGGGCGUGCACGGAGACCCACGAGUGCUGCCACCCCGAGUGCCUGGGCAGCUGCAGCGCGCCCGACAACGCCACGGCCUGCGUGGCCUGCCGCCACUAUUACUACGCCGGCGUCUGCGUGCCCAGCUGCCCGCCCAACACCUACCGCUUCGAGGGCUGGCGCUGCGUGGACCGCGACUUCUGCGCCAACAUCCCCAACGCCGAGAGCAGCGACUCGGAGGGCUUCGUCAUCCACGACGGCGAGUGCAUGCAGGAGUGCCCUUCGGGCUUCAUCCGCAACGGGAGCCAGAGCAUGUACUGCAUCCCUUGCGAAGGCCCUUGUCCCAAAGUGUGUGAGGAAGAAAAGAAGACGAAGACCAUUGAUUCUGUCACUUCUGCUCAGAUGCUCCAAGGAUGCACCAUCUUCAAAGGCAAUCUGCUCAUCAACAUCCGACGCGGCAACAACAUCGCUUCGGAGCUGGAGAACUUCAUGGGGCUCAUCGAGGUGGUGACGGGCUACGUGAAGAUCCGCCACUCCCACGCCUUGGUCUCCUUGUCCUUCCUGAAGAACCUGCGCCAGAUUCUAGGAGAGGAGCAGCUCGAGGGGAACUACUCCUUCUACGUCCUUGACAACCAGAACUUGCAGCAGCUGUGGGAUUGGGACCACCGCAACCUGACCAUCAAAGCUGGGAAAAUGUACUUUGCGUUCAAUCCCAAAUUGUGUGUCUCGGAGAUUUACCGCAUGGAGGAAGUGACGGGGACGAAAGGGCGCCAGAGCAAAGGGGACAUAAACACCAGGAACAACGGGGAGCGAGCCUCCUGUGAAAGUGACGUCCUGCACUUCACCUCCACCACCACGUGGAAGAACCGGAUCAUCAUCACCUGGCACCGGUACCGGCCCCCCGACUACCGGGACCUCAUCAGCUUCACCGUCUACUAUAAGGAAGCCCCCUUUAAAAACGUCACGGAGUAUGAUGGGCAGGACGCCUGCGGCUCCAACAGCUGGAACAUGGUGGACGUGGACCUGCCGCCCAACAAGGAUGUGGAGCCCGGCAUCUUGCUGCACGGGCUGAAGCCCUGGACACAGUACGCCGUUUACGUCAAGGCCGUGACCCUCACCAUGGUGGAGAAUGACCAUAUCCGUGGGGCCAAGAGCGAGAUCUUGUACAUUCGCACCAAUGCCUCAGUUCCUUCCAUCCCCCUGGAUGUCCUCUCGGCCUCAAACUCCUCUUCUCAGCUGAUCGUGAAGUGGAACCCGCCCUCCCUGCCCAACGGCAACCUGAGCUACUACAUCGUGCGCUGGCAGCGCCAGCCCCAGGACAGCUACCUGUACCGGCAUAACUACUGCUCCAAAGACAAAAUCCCCAUCAGGAAGUAUGCCGACGGCACCAUCGAUGUCGAGGAAGUGACGGAGAACCCCAAGACCGAGGUGUGCGGCGGGGAGAAAGGGCCGUGCUGCGCUUGCCCCAAAACUGAAGCCGAGAAGCAGGCGGAGAAGGAGGAGGCCGAAUACCGCAAGGUCUUCGAGAACUUCCUGCACAACGCCAUCUUCGUGCCCAGACCCGAACGGAAGCGGAGGGAGGUCAUGCAGAUUGCCAACACCACUGUGUCCAGCCGGAGCAGGAACACCACAGCGCUGGACACCUACAACAUUACAGACCCGGAAGAGCUCGAGACCGAGUACCCUUUCUUUGAGAGCAGAGUGGACAACAAGGAGAGAACUGUCAUCUCCAACCUCCGGCCUUUUACUCUGUACCGAAUCGACAUCCACAGCUGUAACCACGAGGCUGAGAAGCUUGGCUGCAGCGCCUCCAACUUUGUCUUUGCGAGAACGAUGCCUGCAGAAGGGGCAGAUGACAUUCCUGGGCCAGUGACCUGGGAGCCAAGGCCUGAGAACUCCAUCUUUUUAAAAUGGCCAGAGCCUGAGAAUCCCAAUGGAUUGAUCCUCAUGUAUGAAAUAAAAUAUGGAUCCCAAGUCGAGGAUCAGCGGGAAUGUGUGUCCAGACAGGAGUACAGGAAGUAUGGCGGGGCCAAGCUCAACCGGCUCAACCCGGGGAACUACACAGCCCGCAUCCAGGCCACCUCUCUCUCUGGGAACGGGUCGUGGACGGAUCCCGUGUUCUUCUACGUUCAGGCCAAGACAACGUAUGAGAACUUCAUCCACCUGUUCAUCGCUCUGCCCAUUGCGGUUCUGUUGAUAGUGGGAGGGUUGCUUAUAAUGCUGUACGUCUUCCAUAAAAAAAGAAAUAACAGCAGGCUGGGAAAUGGAGUGCUGUAUGCCUCUGUGAACCCGGAAUAUUUCAGCGCAGCUGAUGUGUACGUGCCUGACGAGUGGGAGGUGGCCCGGGAGAAGAUCACCAUGAGCCGGGAGCUGGGCCAGGGCUCCUUCGGGAUGGUCUAUGAAGGCGUGGCCAAGGGCGUGGUCAAGGAUGAGCCCGAGACCAGGGUGGCCAUUAAGACGGUGAAUGAGGCCGCCAGCAUGCGCGAGCGGAUCGAGUUUCUCAAUGAGGCCUCGGUGAUGAAGGAGUUCAACUGUCACCAUGUGGUGCGCUUGCUGGGCGUGGUGUCCCAGGGCCAGCCGACGCUGGUCAUCAUGGAACUGAUGACCCGGGGGGACCUCAAAAGUUAUCUCCGGUCUCUGAGGCCAGAAAUGGAGAAUAAUCCAGUCCUAGCACCUCCCAGCCUAAGCAAAAUGAUCCAGAUGGCUGGCGAGAUUGCAGAUGGCAUGGCAUACCUCAACGCCAAUAAGUUUGUCCACAGAGACCUCGCUGCCCGGAACUGCAUGGUGGCCGAAGAUUUCACAGUCAAAAUCGGAGAUUUUGGGAUGACGAGAGACAUCUAUGAGACGGACUAUUACCGGAAGGGGGGGAAGGGGCUGCUGCCCGUCCGCUGGAUGUCCCCCGAGUCCCUCAAGGACGGAGUCUUCACCACUCACUCUGACGUCUGGUCCUUUGGGGUUGUCCUCUGGGAGAUCGCCACGCUGGCCGAGCAGCCGUACCAGGGCCUGUCCAACGAGCAGGUCCUUCGCUUCGUCAUGGAGGGUGGCCUUCUGGACAAGCCGGACAACUGUCCUGACAUGCUGUUUGAGCUGAUGCGCAUGUGCUGGCAGUACAACCCCAAGAUGCGGCCUUCGUUCCUGGAGAUCAUCAGCAGCGUCAAGGACGAGAUGGAGGCGGGCUUCCGGGAGGUCUCCUUCUACUACAGCGAGGAGAACAAGCCGCCGGAGCCGGAGGAGCUGGACCUGGAGCCCGAGAACAUGGAGAGCGUGCCGCUGGACCCCUCGGCCUCCUCGGCCUCCCUGCCGCUGCCCGACAGACACUCAGGACACAAGGCCGAGAACGGCCCGGGCCCGGGCGUGCUGGUCCUGCGGGCCAGCUUCGACGAGAGGCAGCCCUACGCGCACAUGAACGGGGGCCGCAAGAACGAGCGCGCGCUGCCCCUGCCCCAGUCCUCGACCUGCUGAUCCCGGAUCCUGGCCGUGCAUACAGUAACGCGCGCGCGCGGCGGCGGGGGUGGGGAGAGUGUUCACAAUCUAUUCACAGCUUCCUGUACCUCAGUGGAUCUUCAGAACUGCCAUGGCUGCCCACAGGAGACGGCUUCUCUGCAGUAAACACAUUUGGGAUGUUCUUUUUCUCAAUAUGCAAGCCGCUUUUUAUUUCCCUACACAAACCCUUAACUGACACGGGCCUUUAAGAACCUCAGUGACAACACUUAAUAGCAACACUUGAGAACCAAGUCUCCUCUCUCCCUGUCUCUCUCUUUCUCUCUUUCUCCACACCUUUCUCUCUCUUUCUGCUUCAUGAUGGAAACACAUUUGCCGCAAGCCCAGGCGGGACGCCCUCUGCAUCGGAUUGAAGCAAGGGCUGCCCGUCUGUGGCCCCACAUUGCCCUGAACACACCUGCCAGUCACCGUAGGUCUUUAUAAAAAACACGUUGAGACGGGAUUUUUUUAACUGUCUUUAACAUUUUUAGGGACAUACGAAAUUUACAAAGGGCCAUCGUUCACCCAAGGUUGUGACCAUUGUUAACGCUGCCAAAUUCUGCCAAAACCCCAAUUCUUCCCCUUCAGCGCCCCCCCACCGUUCUCUCCUUUCCGGAGGCCUGGGCGAGCCGGGAGCUAGUCACUCAGUAAGGGCCGCGCUGCUGACGCCCUGCACCUUGGUCGUCCCUGGUGUUCCAGUCUCGCGUUCACACAGGUCCGUUGGCUUCUGAUGAGGUUAUUAUUUGGGGGCACUGGACAGAAUGAGAGUCGCUCUCAGUGAGGAUGGGGAGGAGCCGGCCUGGCUUCCCCACCCCCCUUUCUGCACCCCCACCUUCUAGCCCCCCAGGAAUCCUGGAGGAAACAGGCCCUGUCGGGAGCCUGGACAACAGGCUCUGAGUAAAGGUCGUCCACGUGCCCGUCUCCUGCCCCCGCCCAGCCCCCAAGGACACAGAUGGGAAGGGGUUGCCAGGGACUCAGCCCAGCUGUUCAUGCAGGUUUGCAAGGAAAGCAAUUCCAACACCACAACAGUGCGAAGAAAAGCAGUAAAUGGAUUCAAGCAUUCUAAGCUUUGUUGACAUUUUCUCUGUUUCUAGGACUUCUUCGUGGGUCUUACAGUUCUAUGUUAGACCAUGAAACAUUUGCAUACACAUCGUCUUUAAUGUCACUUUUAUAACUUUUUUACGGUUCAGAUAUUCAUCUAUACGUCUGUACAGAAAAAAAAAAGCUGCUAUUUUUUUUGUUCUUUAUCUUUGUGGAUUUAAUCUAUGAAAACCUUCAGGUCUACCCUCUUUCCUCUCUGCUCACUCCAAGAAACUUCUUAUGCUUUGUACUAGAGUGCGUGACUUUCUUCCUCUCUUCCCAGUAAUUGAUACUUAUAUAACAUAAUUUGCCAUGAACUGUUUGAUGCCUUUUUAUAAAUACAUAGCCCUCCCUGCUC
Odocoileus virginianus texanus is the source of this 5601-nucleotide messenger RNA. It is a transcript of the gene IGF1R, whose product is annotated as insulin like growth factor 1 receptor. Gene Ontology annotation, biological process: regulation of JNK cascade; cellular response to glucose stimulus; positive regulation of phosphatidylinositol 3-kinase/protein kinase B signal transduction. The record is from RefSeq and is a predicted model, not a curated record. Gene Ontology annotation, molecular function: ATP binding; insulin receptor activity; insulin receptor substrate binding. Gene Ontology annotation, cellular component: axon; plasma membrane; insulin receptor complex. Lineage: Eukaryota; Metazoa; Chordata; Mammalia; Artiodactyla; Cervidae.